Camelina sativa (false flax) is the source of this 2143-nucleotide messenger RNA. Its product is annotated as protein REDUCED WALL ACETYLATION 2. Gene Ontology annotation, molecular function: acetyltransferase activity. Gene Ontology annotation, biological process: plant-type secondary cell wall biogenesis; xylan biosynthetic process; xyloglucan metabolic process. NCBI's taxonomy places the organism in Eukaryota, Viridiplantae, Streptophyta, Magnoliopsida, Brassicales, Brassicaceae. The record is from RefSeq and is a predicted model, not a curated record. Gene Ontology annotation, cellular component: Golgi apparatus.
UGUUCUGGAGGAGAAUCAAAAAAAUUGAUAAAAAUGAAUAGAGAGAGAGCUUAAAAAGCUACUAACCGUUCAAAAACACACAGUUCGUUCACUCGUUCCUAUCUGCGAGAUCUACCAGAUCUGGUUCUGGAGCGAAGCUAAUUGCUGGCAAAAUUAUUACAGUUUUUUUGGAAUCCGACGAAUUAUCGCGCUUUGAUCGUUGUUGCUUCUCUGAUCGGGAAUGGCGAUUUCAAGUCCUGUUACACCUGGGCUAAUGUCGGUGGUGCUUGGGAUUGUGCCGGUGAUCGUUGCUUGGCUAUACUCCGAGUAUCUCCACUAUGCUAAAUACUCCGUCUCGGCCAAAGCUAGGCAUUCUGAUGUCAAUUUGGUGGAAAUUGCUAAAGAUUUUGUUAAAGAAGAUGACAAAGCUCUUUUGAUUGAAGAUGGAGGUGGUCUUCAGUCUACUUCUCCUAGAGCCAAGGCCCUUUCCACACAUUCUCCUCUCAUCAGGUUUGUGCUAUUGGAUGAGUCAUUCUUGGUUGAGAACAGACUGACGUUAAGAGCAAUAAUUGAGUUUGCGGCACUUAUGGUAUACUUUUACAUAUGUGACCGCACGGAUAUCUUCAAUUCAUCAAAGAAGAGUUACAACCGGGAUCUCUUUCUGUUCAUAUACUUCCUUCUCAUCAUCGUUUCAGCGUUAACUUCAUUCACUAUUCAUAAUGAUAAAUCAGCAUUCAACGGAAAAUCCAUCAUGUACUUGAAUAGGCAUCAAACCGAGGAGUGGAAAGGCUGGAUGCAGGUCCUCUUUUUGAUGUACCACUACUUUGCUGCUGCAGAGUACUAUAAUGCAAUCCGUGUCUUCAUUGCCUGCUACGUAUGGAUGACUGGAUUUGGGAAUUUUUCUUAUUAUUACAUUCGCAAGGACUUUAGCCUUCCGAGGUUUGCACAGAUGAUGUGGCGGCUAAAUUUUUUGGUCAUAUUCUCCUGCAUCGUCCUCAACAACAGUUAUAUGCUAUACUACAUCUGCCCAAUGCACACUCUGUUUACUCUGAUGGUCUAUGGAGCACUUGGUAUUAUGAACAAGUAUAAUGAGAUGGGUUCAGUCAUAGCUGCCAAAUUUUUUACCUGCUUCGUUGUUGUCAUCAUCGUUUGGGAAAUUCCUGGCGUUUUUGAAUGGAUUUGGAGUCCAUUUACACUCCUAAUGGGUUACAAUGAUCCCGCAAAACCACAGCUUCCCCUCUUGCAUGAGUGGCAUUUCCGCUCUGGCCUUGAUCGGUACAUAUGGAUAAUCGGGAUGCUAUACGCAUACUACCACCCAACUAUUGAAAGUUGGAUGGAUAAACUGGAGGAAGCUGAGAUUAAGUUCAGGAUGGCUAUCAAAACAACUGUGGCACUUAUAGCAAUAACGGUGGGAUAUUUUUGGUACGAGUACAUUUACAAGCUGGACAAGCUAACUUACAACAAAUAUCAUCCUUACACCUCUUGGAUUCCUAUAACUGUUUAUAUCUGUCUCCGGAACAUCACUCAGUCUUUCCGCGGCUACAGUUUGACCCUCUUGGCGUGGCUUGGGAAGAUAACACUGGAGACAUAUAUCUCCCAGUUUCAUAUAUGGCUCAGAUCUGGAGUUCCUGAUGGUCAACCCAAAUUGUUACUCUCUCUUAUCCCGGAUUACCCAUUGUUGAACUUCAUGCUCACAACUUCGAUUUACGUCGCUAUCUCCUAUAGGCUCUUUGAGCUUACCAACACUUUGAAAACAGCCUUCAUACCAACCAAGGACGACAAACGCCUUGUCUACAACACAAUCGCAGCACUCGUAAUCUGCACUUGUCUCUACUUUUUCUCGUUUGUUCUUAUCACAAUUCCCCAAAAACUGGUGUGAAGGCAAUUCUGAACCGGGCUGGAUUAUUUGAAUGGAUUCAUAGGAGUUGUUGAACUACGCGAUAUGGUAGAUACACGAAGAUAGAAGUCAAGAGGUAGAUGCAUACAAUGUUGCUGUAGUGUCACCUUUCUGUAUAUUUUAUUUAUGAAUACGGUGUUCUUUCUUUCUUGUUUAUUUAUGUUUGUGUUGACGAUGAUGUAAUUGUAUAGACUUAUUGUUAUUGUUUACCCCAAGUUAAGGAAAUCCAUGGGAGUAAUAUUAUAGCAAUAAAAUCCAGAUUACUCU